Molecule: messenger RNA, 2166 nt
Organism: Plasmodium gonderi
Lineage: Eukaryota; Apicomplexa; Aconoidasida; Haemosporida; Plasmodiidae
Product: nucleolar GTP-binding protein 1
Exons: 1
Coding region: 1-2166 (721 amino acids)
Biological process (GO): ribosomal large subunit biogenesis
Cellular component (GO): nucleolus
Molecular function (GO): GTPase activity; GTP binding; RNA binding
Source: RefSeq, a predicted model, not a curated record
AUGAAGGAAGCGAGUCUGUACCGAUUCAAGGACAUAAAACCGGUGGUGAAUGCCAAGGAACUUGUGGAUGUUGUUCUGUCGAGGACACAGAGGAAAACACCGACAGAAAUCCACAAAGGGUUUAAAAUAACAAGGAUAAGGAACUUCUACAUGCGAAAAGUGAAAAUGUGUCAAGAGCUAUUCAAAGAAAAAUUACAAAUGAUAAUAAAUGAUUUCCCAAAAUUAGAUGAUAUUCAUCCAUUUUACUCAGAUUUAGCAAAUAUUUUAUAUGAUCGAGAUCAUUAUAAAUUAGCUCUUGGACAAUGUAGCUAUGUGAGUAAAUCAGUUGUAAGAAUAUGUCAUGAUUAUAUUAAAUUGUUAAAGUUUAGCACAUCUUUGUACAAAUGUAAGAUGCUUAAGAUAAGUGCACUGGGUCGUAUGUGCAAAAUGGUGAAAAAGUUACAACCAAGUUUAGUAUAUUUAGAAGAAGUAAGACAAAAUUUAGCUAGACUUCCAUCAAUAAAUCCCCAUAAAAAAACUAUACUUCUUGCUGGUGCUCCUAAUGUUGGAAAGUCUUCAUUUAUUAAUGUUGUUUCACGUGCUAAUGUCGAAGUGCAACCAUACUCUUUCACAACCACCAAUUUGUAUGUUGGACAUUUUGAUUAUAACUUGAACAGAUUCCAAAUUAUAGAUACUCCAGGAUUGUUAGAUAGAUCACUUGAAGAUAGAAACACAGUAGAAAUGACUACGAUAACAGCAUUGGCACAUAUAAACGGGGUUAUACUUUUUCUCAUAGACAUUAGUGAAGAAUGUGGAAUGUCAAUUAAAGAACAAGUGAAACUUUUUCAUUCAAUAAGAACCCUUUUUCAAAAUAAACCAGUUGUUAUUGGAUUUAACAAAAUUGAUAAAGCAAGUUUGGAUAACCUAUCCGUUGAUAAUAAAGUUAUUAUUAAACAAAUCAUCGACAAUGCAAAAGUACAAAUUAAGUUCUGUUCCUUCAGUACCUUAACUGGAAUUGGAGUAGAGCAAGCAAAAGCAACUGCAUGUGAUUUACUCAAAAUUGAUUCCACAUCAGAAUUUCAUAUAGAUCGGGAAAAUUUACUGAAUGUAAAGCUAGGAAAUUAUAAAGUUAAUCGUGAGAGACCACCAUGCAUUCCCUUUUCUGUCAUUCAGGAAAAAAUUAGAAAGAAGAAAGAACAGGAAGAGGAGGAGAAAAAGAAGGCCAUGCAAGAUAUCAACAAAGAAGAAAUUAUCACAUCAGCAGAAGUAACAACAAUUGGCAAUGAUGAUAUACCCAAUGGAGAGUUAAUCCAAACUGAGAAGCAUAAGUUGAUGAACCCAAAGAACGCCCCAACAAUGAGAGAAGAAAAAUUGAAAAAAAAAAAUAAAAGCAGACAGAGUUACCUAAGCAAUAGAAAAGAUGAUAGAGUUCUUCAAAUUGAUAUCCAAAAUGAAAAGGGAGGUGCAGGAGUGUACUCAGUUGACGUGAGAAGUGUGUAUGACAUAAAGGAGGAAUACAAAUAUGAUGUUAUACCUGAAAUUUACAAUGGAAAAAAUGUUUGUGAUUUUGUGGACUUGGAUAUUGAACAGAAAUUACUCGAACUGGAAAAGGAAGAAGAAGAACUUUUUGAGGAAGAUGCAGAAAUAGAUCCCAUGUGGUUUAAAACAAAGGGAAUUUUAGAAAAAAUGGCCUUACGACUGAAAAGAAUGAAAUUGAGUGCCAAGUUAAAUGAAGAGAAACAACCAAUUUAUCAUAAAAAAAACAAAACUAUUGAAGAGAUGAGUAAAAAAUUGGAUAACCUGAAUCUGGAUAAAGAAAAGAUACUCAACAGCAUGACAGAACGAGCAAGAAGAAAGGGUAUCCUGGACGGAACCAUCACGACCCGUACCUCCAAGAGCAUGAACAACACAGCUAAGAGUAUUCUUAACAAACACAAAAUCAAAAAAGACAUAUGUAAAAAGAAACAAAUUAAGGAUAACAUAUACUCAGAUCCAACCAGGAAAUCCAAAAUUUUUGAAAGUACUUCAACUGAGUUACAAAGGAUAAAAGCUUACAAAUUAAACAAAGUUGCGUAUAGAAAAAUUCAGAAGGGUGCCAAGGGAGAGGCCGAUCGAUCCAUUCCAUCCAAAAAGCCUCGCCAUUUGUUUUCAGGCAAGAGAUCCAUAGGAAAGACCUCCAGGCGCUGA